GCGCGCCACGUGACCGCUGGGUGGCUCGCGCCGGGCCGUUCGGUUCCCAGCUGCGUUCUCCGCCGCUUACUCUUCCUUCCCAGCCUCCCGGCCUCCGCACCGACGCGGCCGGGGCGGGAGCAGAGUCGGCGCUGAGUUGGAGCAGGAGCCGGAGCCGGAGCCGGAGCCGGAUCCGCAGAGACUCGGAAACAUGGAGGCCUGAGUCGGGGGCGAUCGUGGCUUCUCCUGUUCCUCCUCGGCUACCUGCUCGUCCGUGAGCUGGAAGCGGUCUCCCCGCCGGCCGAGACAGGUUGUCCUGGGGAAAUGAAGGUUUAAGGACAGACCAACCGCCUACCAGAGCGGAAGAUGGGGUCAAACAGCAGCCGGAUCGGGGACCUUCCUGGAAACGAGCACCUGAAGAAGUUCUCGGGCACGGAGUCCCUCUCUGAGAACGACCCCUUCUGGAACCAGCUCCUGUCGUUUUCCUUCCCCGCGCCCACGAGCAGUGCUGAUCUGAAGCUCUUGGAGGAGGCAACUGUUUCAGUCCGCAGGUCUUUAGUUGAAAACAAUCCUCGAACAGGAAACCUUGGUGCAUUAAUUAAGGUCUUCCUUUCUAGAACCAAAGAACUAAAAGUUUCAGCAGAAUGUCAGAAUCACAUCUUCAUCUGGCAGACACACAACGCUCUGUUUAUUAUUUGCUAUUUGCUGAAAGUGUUCAUUUGUGAGAUGUCGGAGGAGGAGUUACUACUUCAUUUCACCUACGAAGAAAAAUCUCCCGGCAGUUACAGUUCUGACUCAGAGGACCUUUUGGAAGAACUAGUCUGCUGUCUGAUGCAGCUGAUCACCGACAUCCCACUCUUAGACAUCACGUAUGAAAUAUCCGUAGAAGCUGUGUCAACCAUGGUUGCUUUCCUCUCCUGCCAGCUCUUCCACAAGGAGGUUCUGCGACAGAGCAUCAGCCACAAGUAUUUGAUGCAAGGUCGAUGUCUUCCAUACACCAGCAAACUUGUGAAAACCUUGUUGUAUAACUUCAUCAGGCAAGAAAAGCCGCCGCCCCCGGGAGCACACGUCUUCUCCCAGCAGUCGGACGGGGGAGGACUGCUGUAUGGACUCGCAUCAGGAGUGGCAACUGGGCUCUGGACCGUCUUCACCCUGGGCGGGGUGGGCAGCAAAGCGGCCGCCGCCCCUGCACUUUCUUCCCCCCUGGCCAACCAGAGUCUCCUGCUCCUGCUGGUGCUGGCCAACCUGACAGAUGCUGCAGACGCGCCAAACCCCUACAGACAGGCCAUUAUGUCCUUUAAGAAUACGCAAGAUAACAGCCCUUUCCCCUCGUCAAUCCCGCAUGCUUUCCAGAUUAACUUUAACAGUUUGUACACAGCUCUCUGUGAGCAGCAGACCUCCGACCAAGCGACCCUCCUCCUGUACACUUUGCUCCAUCAGAACAGUAAUAUUAGAACGUACAUGCUGGCUCGCACAGACAUGGAAAAUCUUGUUUUACCAAUUCUUGAGAUCCUGUAUCAUGUUGAAGAAAGAAAUUCACACCACGUGUAUAUGGCCCUUAUAAUAUUGUUGAUCCUUACAGAAGAUGACGGCUUCAAUAGAUCCAUUCACGAAGUGAUAUUAAAAAAUAUUACUUGGUAUUCAGAGCGGGUGUUAACAGAAAUUUCACUGGGGAGUCUCCUGAUACUGGUCGUAAUAAGAACCAUUCAGUACAACAUGACAAGGACAAGGGACAAGUACCUCCACACCAACUGCCUGGCCGCCCUGGCGAACAUGUCGGCGCAGUUCCGCGCCCUCCACCAGUACGCGGCCCAGAGGAUCAUCAGUUAUACCUGCCGCCACUUGCGGAGAUAUGUUCAUGUGUUGGACAAACUCUGUUUCCCCCACUCUCACUGCUCUACGCUCCAGCACUGCUUCUCGGGCCUCAGUGACAAUGGAGAGGAGCUCUUGUCUUUAACUUGCUCUCACAUUCUCAGAUCCUAUGCUUCCAGCUUAUUUUCCUUGCUGUCUAAAAAACACAACAAAGUUCUGGAACAAGCCACGCAGUCCUUGAGAGGUUCGCUAAGUUCCAGCGACGUUCCUCUACCAGAUUAUGCACAAGACCUGAACGUCAUCGAAGAAGUGAUUCGAAUGAUGUUGGAGAUCAUCAAUUCCUGCCUGACCAAUUCCCUCCACCACAACCCAAACCUGGUGUACGCGCUGCUCUACAAACGUGACCUGUUCGAGCAGUUUCGGACGCACCCUUCGUUUCAGGACAUAAUGCAAAAUAUCGACCUGGUGAUCACCUUCUUCAGCUCCAGGUUGCUGCAGGCCGGAGCCGAGCUGUCAGUGGAACGGGUGCUGGAAAUCAUCAAGCAAGGAGUUGUCGCGCUGCCCAAAGACAGGCUAAAGAAAUUUCCAGAACUGAAAUUCAAAUAUGUGGAAGAGGAGCAGCCGGAGGAGUUUUUUAUCCCGUAUGUCUGGUCUCUGGUCUACAACUCGGCCGUGGGCCUGCGCUGGAACCCCCAGGACAUCCAGCUGUUCACGGUGGACUCCGACUGAGGGGGCGCCGUCGCCCACCCUGACCCCAGCCGAGCAGCCCUCCUCGACGUUUUCUUUCCGGGGAACAGGCCCCAGCAGACUGCCUGGUGCACCUUCUGUGAGAGGAUCACACGGGCGUGUUCCCCUUGCACACUUGGAUACGGAGAAUCGGGGCCAGUCUGCAACAGAGCUGCACUCAGCUUAGAUUGUAGGGCGGGGGCAGGGCGGAUACACAGCGAUAAUAAAGAUUAAAGCCUGC
Messenger RNA from Phyllostomus discolor (pale spear-nosed bat), 2758 nucleotides. It is a transcript of the gene DYM, whose product is annotated as dymeclin. The transcript is spliced from 18 exons. Lineage: Eukaryota; Metazoa; Chordata; Mammalia; Chiroptera; Phyllostomidae. The record is from RefSeq and is a predicted model, not a curated record. Gene Ontology annotation, cellular component: Golgi apparatus. Bases 346 to 2520 code for a protein of 724 amino acids. Gene Ontology annotation, biological process: Golgi organization.